AUGGAAACUGAUAGUGUUACACAACAUACAUAUCAAUUAUUGUGUGAUGUUUUUGAUUUAGAACCUACAUUAUCUAUAAAAGAUUCAUUUAAAAUAAUUAAUCAAAAAUUGAUUCAAUAUCAAAAAGAUAAUGUUAUAAAGAAGCCUUUAAUUAAUGAACCUUUAUCCAAAAAAGAAGAACAGAUUCUUAGUAAUGUUAAUAAUGUAAUGUUUAAUGAUUAUAAACAACGAGAAAAUUUGUUCAAACUUCGUUCUCAAGCAACUCUAGACACUUUUCGUUAUUCUAAAGCAAAGCACUUCAAAGAAACUGACUAUAAUAAUAUGCUUAAAGCGGAAGAAUCUAAAGAUUUACCAUCUAUUGAAAAAUUGACUAUUCCACGUAUUUUAUCUGCAUCAGAAGAUUCAUUACAAGUUGAAAAAAUAUCAGGUGGAAAUAUUAACAAGAAUAUUGAUAUUCCAACUAAGAAGUAUGUUGUUGUGGAAAAACCAAAAGAUCGUGGAGGGCGUAUGAAAGUUUAA
This is a messenger RNA of Strongyloides ratti, 519 nucleotides long. RefSeq lists its product as uncharacterized. The record is from RefSeq and is a predicted model, not a curated record. Lineage: Eukaryota; Metazoa; Nematoda; Chromadorea; Rhabditida; Strongyloididae. Bases 1 to 519 code for a protein of 172 amino acids. The transcript has 2 exons.